GAUAUUUCCAUCCAGAUUUUAACAGGCUGGAACCAUUGAGCAGGUCCGGUCACUCCAGUCGGAAUUGUUUUGUGUACGGUACAAAGAUGGCCGCGUCCAUAAAAAGAGCGGUGCACUGGGAUGGAGUUAAAAGUUUUUAGACGUGUAUAAGCUGUAGAUCUAUAGAUUUAUUGAUCUGAUCUACUUACGAUCAGCUUAUAUUGAUCUAUUUUUGUUUUGUCUGAGACAUGGCUGAUAAUGCAGAGAUGGGUGGGGAGGAUACUGCGGAAAUUGCAGGAGGUGCAGAUGGCUUGACUGUGGCAUCCGAAGCAGCCGGUCCCUGGGGUCCGGCCGCCACGGCGGUUCUGUCUCUGCCGCAGGACCGCCGGCUGGUCUGCGUGGAGCACCCGUGCCGUGUCCUCAGCGUGGACAAGAUCCUGGAGACAGUCGGGGGCGAGGAGGGCAUGUCGCGGACCUACGCCGAUUCCUCCAGGCGCCUGGAGCUGUAUUUCCGCCCCAGGGACCCCUACUGCCACCCGGUGUGCGGUAACAGGUUCCCCUCCACCAGCCUGCUGCUGCGUGUCCGCAGGAGAGUGGCCAAGGGCCGUGGGAAUGAAGCCUCUGGAGACUCCCCUGAGCAGGAACAAAUGAGCAUGGAGAUUCUGGGCAUCAUCGGCACGACCUACAAGUUUCAAGGUAUGGCAGACUUUCAGUACCUGGCAGUGCACGCGCAGCCUGACGGCACGCAGACCUCCCUGUACGACAAGAUCUUGUUGCGGCGUCCGGAAAAGAAGGAGUUCUUCGACCAAGACGUACCCCUGUUCAUCCCGCCACCCAUCUUCUCGCGCCUGGACAACCCCGUCGACUACUUCUACCGCCCUGAAAUCCAGCACAGGGAAGGGUACACGCACCCCGUGCUUUCAAGCGAAAACCUGAUCGGGCUGAGCCGCGCCCGGCGCCCCCACAAUGCCAUCUUUGUCAGCUUCGAGGACAAGGAUGUGCCUACGGAGCCUCUGGAGGCGGCUGUGCAGAACUGGCAGAGGUUUUGCGCCCAUCCAGACAAGCACAGGGCAGAGGAGGAGAUAAAACAGCUGUUUGAGAAGCGCCCUGUCUGGUCCAAAAACGCGGUGAAGUGCAACAUGGAGAUUCACCCAGAGAAACUGAAACUGUUGCUCCCCUUCGUGGCUUAUUACAUGCUGACCGGUCCCUGGAGGAGCCUGUGGGUGCAGUUUGGCUACGACCCCAGGACUGACCCCAAGGCCAAGGUCUACCAGGUGCUGGACUUCCGGAUCCGCUGUGGAAUGAAGCAUGGUUACACCCCGAAUGACAUGCCAGUGAAAGCGAAGAGGAGCACGUACAACUACAGCUUACCCAUCACUAUCAACAAGACGGUGCCACCACCUGCCCGGCUGCAGGACAUCACAGAGGGAGGACCCAGCACCCUGCCCAGGCCCGCCCCCUGCAGGUACAAACUGAAAGAAUCUGCCUACAUCUUCCGUGAAGGCACCCUGCCACCCUACAGACAGAUGUUUUACCAGCUGUGUGACCUGGAGGUGGAAAGCUUGAAAAGGAUCAUUCAUCGCAACGAUGGCAAGGAGACAGAGUGCACGGAGCGCGACGGCUGGUGUCUGCCCAAGACCAGCGACGAGCUGCGGGACAUCAUGUCCAACAUGAUCAAGCAGAUCAUCCGCUCCAAGAGGCCAGCUCUCUUCCCCCCCAAGGCCCAGCGCCCCUCGUCUGGGGGUCCGCGUGGGGCGCUGGACAUGGACAGCGGCGAGGAGGACGAGGAAGACGAGGAGGAAGAGUUCCAGCCCUCGGAGGGGAGCGACAACGAAAUGGAAACGGAGAUGCUCAGCUACGUGUGAACCCGCCUCCAGCCCCUGUGAGGAGCCGGUCCUCCUUCCUGCCGCACUGGGAAACGCGACACCUGCGGGGACAUGCACUGGGACACGGACACCUGGCCUGCAGAGCCACACAGUCACACACAGCCAGGCUGGAUGCUUCCUGGGGCAAAGUGAGGGCAGUCUUACCACUCCUCAUGUACAGCAAGACCCGAAGCCUGCUCUGAUUCUGAAAAAUAAGGACAAUGAGUGAUUGGGCUUGAUGUAAUGAAUUUAAAAAUGUGUGUUUUCCUUUUUCUUCUGUGUAGUUUAGCUGCCUGAAGAAGGCAGCUGCUGGAUGCGUUUUAGUGUGUGGCUCUUUUUCAAACUGCAGGGAGUCGGGUCCGAUGUGUGUUGGUUGUGUAACGAUCAGGAGGGCCCGUUGUUUCAGGCGAGUGUCUUGGUACGUUCACGCUAUCUGCACGUUGUCUCGUAUUGUCUCUGCCGCAGAACUCUUCUGUAAAAAAAAAAAACAUUUUUUUUUGUCUACAAUUGAAAAAUCAUGUAACAUUCCACUAUACAAGCAGUGUACAAUUGCAUUUCAAUUCCUUGACAGGCAGAAAAGUACUGUAAAUGUUUUUCUUUGGGUUUCUGCAUAUAAACUCUUUGAGAAGACCA
Lepisosteus oculatus (spotted gar) is the source of this 2477-nucleotide messenger RNA. It is a transcript of the gene gtf3c5, whose product is annotated as general transcription factor IIIC, polypeptide 5. Gene Ontology annotation, molecular function: RNA polymerase III type 1 promoter sequence-specific DNA binding; RNA polymerase III type 2 promoter sequence-specific DNA binding. Lineage: Eukaryota; Metazoa; Chordata; Actinopteri; Semionotiformes; Lepisosteidae. The record is from RefSeq and is a predicted model, not a curated record. Gene Ontology annotation, biological process: transcription initiation at RNA polymerase III promoter. Gene Ontology annotation, cellular component: transcription factor TFIIIC complex.